Molecule: messenger RNA, 671 nt
Organism: Cherax quadricarinatus
Lineage: Eukaryota; Metazoa; Arthropoda; Malacostraca; Decapoda; Parastacidae
Source: RefSeq, a predicted model, not a curated record
UUUAAGGCUCAACUUGACUUGCAGGAAAGUUGUUGCUGGAGUUGACUGACCACAUGAAGCCAGUGACUGACCUGGCCUUCGCUCCCGAUGGCUCCCUUAGGCUGGUCUCCGCCUCUAAGGACUCCACUGUCAAGGUAUGGGACAUGUCUGAUGAUGGUAACAUGUUCAAGACACUGAGGGAGCAUCCUGGACCAGUCAGGAGUCUCUGUUGGUCACCUGAUGGCAAGUUUCUCUGCUCCACCGGUGAUAAACAGAAGGUACUACUGUGGAACAUGGGAACAUACAGCCUAAUACGACGGCUCUCUGGUCACUACAACAACGUACUGUCCUGUGCCUUCUCUCCUGAUGGUGCCAUGUUGGCCACCGCUUCCUGUGAUACCAGGGUUAUCAUCUGGGAUACCAGCAGUGGUGAACAGUUGAGGAUCCUGAACCACAUGAACCCAACGCCUGGCGUCAUCUACAUGUCUGGCGAAAUAAUUCUGGGCGUGCGAGGUGUGGACUUCUCACCAAAAGGCUGCCAUGUUGCCUCUUUGUUUCUUCGAAGGUUUCUGCGGUUUUGGAACUUGAUGAGCGAAGAAGAUGAACCAGAGAGCAUGGGGUCGGCACUUGCAGGAGACUCUAUGCUUAAUUGCUCCUUCUCUCCACUGGGCGGGGCAGUGUCUGUAGGGUAA